Molecule: messenger RNA, 406 nt
Organism: Prorocentrum cordatum
Lineage: Eukaryota; Dinophyceae; Prorocentrales; Prorocentraceae
Source: the annotation of a GenBank genome assembly
AGGAGAAGGCGAUGUAUUCCGCCGACGACCUCCGCAUUGACGUCGGAAAGAAGAAGGCGAAGGUGCUUGCCAACAUGAAGUUCAUCGGCAACCUCUUCCUCCGCCAGCUACUCGCCGUGAAGGUGAUCGGGCAAGUGGUGCAUGAUUUAAUUGGGAUCAAGGACGCCCCCAUCGAGGAGCACAUGAUCGAGUGCGUCUGCGAGCUGCUGCAGGCGAUUGGGUUCUCCCUUGACAACACCCAGCAUGGAAAGAUGUUGGUGACCCAGUUUUCACACCGCCUGAUGGACCUCAAGAAGGAGGUCGACCCCGCGACUGGCAGACAUUUAUUCUCGAAGAGAAUACAAUUCCGGAUUCAGGAUCUGAUUGACCUCAGAAGCCACAACUGGCAGAAGAAGUUGUUCAAGGA